UGACUUCUCUGAGCACACAGUUAAAAUGGCUUCGGCAGCGUCGUUUGCCGAGCUCAGCCGCCGUGUUGUCGCCGCUCUUUCGCUGGAUGAAGAGACAAACGAUCGUCAGGCUGCCUUCACUGCCUAUCUGCAAUGCGUCGCGGGAAUCGCCCAGCAUCUGCUGCAGUUUGACACACCGUCGUCCUCCGCUCCACCGCCUGCCGCGACGGGCGACGAGGAGCGAUGCGUGGAGCUCAAUCCUCCCACCGCGUCGUCGUCAUCAGGGAGUGCAGAUGAUCAGGACAGUCCGAGUCCUGCACCCUCCACUGCAUUGCGACAAGACAAGUCACGAACCAAGCUGUUUCUGCUCGCACGGCUGUGCAUUGAUCGGGCGGAGGCCAUCUCCACCGUGACGUCGACAAACCAGUCCGAGCAGCCAAACCUGAGCAGCCAAGCACCACCCCGCUUGCCGACGCCAAUCCAGGUGCAAUCGCAGUCGCAGGCACCGUCACAGGCACCGUCACAGGCACUGUCACAAUCACAGACACAAUCACCGUCACAGGCACCGUCACAAGCACCUCCACCACACGCACAGUCUCCGUCUCAGACUCAGUCUCAGACACUGACAAAUUCACACACAGCCGCUCCGAGUCAUCAAAUGCAUGUGGUUUUACAACCCAUGGAGCGAGCUCAGACAGCAAACAGAAUCCUGCACCAAACGUUUCAGCUGCAAAUCGCCAGCGUGCAAGACGAAGCCAAACGGUCGGCCAUGUACCUGUCCAUGAUGCGCAAGUGCUACGAAAACUUGUCGACAGCCCGUCGGCAGCAGGCCGAGCUGGCUGCGAAAAUCAAAGAACGGAACGAUCGCAUCCGCUUGGAUACCCAGCGACAAGCGAUCGAACGAGAGCACCAACUCGAUCAGCAAAACCAGCAGCGCACAGCAAAGCCGGCGCAGCUCACCUUGCAACAGGUUCAAAAGGCUCUGUCGGACGGCGGCGCCUCCGCUGUCAUCAACUUGCUCGCGAGCAUGUCCAGCGGAGCCACGCCUGCCGUCAUUGCCAACACUGCUGCCAACAAUGGUGUCAUCACUCGGGGAGAGGCCACCAUGAUUGCCAACGUGGCCGUGUUUGACGCGUCGCAGAAGCGAGCGAAAGAGAGCCUCCAAAUGCUCCAGGAGAUUGCUUCACAUCCGGAGGAGGCGCGGCGUGUGGAGCAGUUUGUGCUGUUUGUGUUUGAUCAGCACGAGCAUCCGCUGAGCCGAUGGCUGGCCGAGUCCUUGUACACGGUUAUCACUGCCUUUAGCAAGCCAAUCCAAGAAGCCGAUGCCGAGUCCUAUCUCGAAGCGUUUGUCCAGCAGGUCCACACCAUUUUGCAGCGCCUCACCGAACUGCUGCCAUUUGCCUAUCUUCAGCUCAACAGCGAGACUGCGCGCGAUCAGCUGUCGCUCACGAUUGAGAGUCUAGUCUUCCCCCCAAGCAUGCCCAUUCUAUUGCGGCUGCACUCUUUAUCCUCCCAAGUGGCGCUGUGCGAGUAUCGCCUUGGUCUGGACAAGCUUGAAAACAGUUCGCUGCAGUCGCUGGGUAUCGAUUCGAAGUUUUGGUUGGGUGCCUCGGGGAGCGAAUCAAUGUCGAGCAAGACUUCACCCUACGCAAGUGUCAUUUCGUUGCUCCAGUCCUUGCCACAAGUAUCAACGCCUUCCGCCAAACUGGACAUUCUUGUGCAAUCCAUUCAAGGUAUUGUGCAACAGGUCGAAAUCUACUGUCGUGCAAACAGCCUCAGCGUUUCUGCUCAUGCCGUCGGCGGAGACGAGCUCAUGCCACUGCUCACUCAUGUUGUCGUGCAUGCAAACAUUCGCACUCUGCCAACCGAUUGCUGGAUGAUGGGCGAGUUUAUGGAUGACUCUGCCAUGAUGGGCCAGGAAGGCUUUUGCCUCUCCAAUUUGCAAGUUGUUGUCGACCACAUUCGUUCACUUGGAGAAACCCCCGAAGUGGCAGCGCCGUCAUGCGCGUCAUCCGAUCCGCUCGCCAGCACCCCGUCUUCAACAGCAGGCAUAGUUCCUCCCGCGUCGCCGGCCAGAUUGCCCGUUUCGUCUGUUGGCGAGAUGUUUGACGAUUUGAGCGACGACGAGGGCCUGCCGAAAGUCUAGUAGCGAUGUAUUAAUAUGAAUCAUAGUUAACAAUUUCAAA
Capsaspora owczarzaki ATCC 30864 is the source of this 2165-nucleotide messenger RNA. RefSeq lists its product as hypothetical. Lineage: Eukaryota; Filasterea; Ministeriida; Capsasporidae. The transcript is spliced from 5 exons. The record is from RefSeq and is a predicted model, not a curated record. Bases 26 to 2125 code for a protein of 699 amino acids.